AUUGCAUUGGGAAUUUCCAAUAUCAGUAGAAAUGUCGCAAAUGUUAUUGUUAAAGUUAUUGUAAAUCUACUUGAAGUUAAUCAAAUCAGGAUAGAUAUUGUUACCAGUUAAAACUCUGAAAGCUGCUACACCAGCCAAGAAAGGACGUUCGACACGGGGAGCACCGAAGGCAGCAACCCCAAAACCUGUGGAGGAAGUCAAAGUUCCAACACCAGCACGUGUUGCUAAAUCACUUGUGAAAGGAAGGAUCAGCUAUGUCCUUUGCCCGAGAGUCCCCAGUUAAACGAUGGACGCAGCCUAACAAGGAAGAGAAAAGUGAAGAGGAUGAUGGGAAGUACUACUGUGGCGCUCCUGGCGGUAGAUUCGACACAUCAAUCAUAUUCUCAACAAUGAAAACCAGCAAAAGCACAUCGGAAUCUGACAAUGAUUCCGGUGUCUGUAACGUCUGUAACUCUAGUAAGGCAACAAACAGUAUUGGAAGUCUGAGCGACAAUUAUGAUAGCGAUGAUGAAGGGAGGGGUGUGUCGUUUGAUCAUUAUCCGCCACAAAUAAAAAUUCGCACUGGCGGUGGAAUAAAUUUAGAUUAUGAUGAAGCUUAUGAGGUGAAAUCUGAUCAUUCCUCGCAAGAUGAAAAUUCACCUCGAAAUGAUUUUUCAAAAGGAAUUGAAAUGACGACAUUUAGUAGUCGGGAACCUGCUGACGACGAUGAUGAUGAGUUCAAUUUCAAACGUGAAGUCAGUUAUCAAGAUGAUUUUAAUACUUCCUCUUCAGAGGAGGAUGAAGACGAAAAUUCAUACAGACACAAAUACUAUGAUAUGAGUUACAGACCUUUAAAUAGGGAUGUCCCAACUUUCCAGCCAACGUUUGAGCCUUUAGGCGCGUCUUCCUUAAGUAGUAGAGAAGUUGAUAGAGGUAUAAAUUUUUUAAGUUUGAAAGAAGGGCCAUCUCAGUACAGUAGGUACUCCUCUUAUCAGAAUCCUCAGUUUAGCAGUGAACGAGUGAAAAUAGAAACAUGUAGGUAUAAAAGAGACAAGACUGAUCCUCCAUUUGGUCGCGGACCUAAACAAUUAGACAGAGUGGCCAGUUCAACUGGGUCAUUAAUUUCCCAAGUGCGAAGUGACGAAGUGAAAAAUAUGCUAGAGGGAAGAAAACUAGAACCACUGCAAAACGAAGAUCCCAAAAGAAAGAAAAAGAAGAAUAAAAAUGCUAAAGAUUUCAGCACACAUGAUAGUCUUGCAAAUGACCCCUAUACACGAGUACUGUAUGAGAAAGCUCUAAAAGAAGGCACCGAGGAAGACAACAGCAUCAGAGUCAUGGUAAUCGGAUGUUACGGACAAGGUAAGACGUCUUUAGUCAGAAGAUUAGUUCAACAGCCUCUGAAAGAUGUAAUGACGACAAAUGGGAUAGAGGUUCAAAGAUGUAAAUGCAGUAAGGAUGGUGCAUGGGAAGCACAGAUAUCGGAGGACCUUGAAGUUGAGAGUUCUAAACGUUUAGCUUACGUCGCAAAAUCCUCUGAAGGAAGAAUAAACGAAGGAACUGGCGUGAAGCCUGAUUUUGUUCCGCUGGCGACUUACAACACAAAGGUCAAGGAGAAUACAGCUGUAACAUUAUCAACAACCACAGUAGAAGAAAACUUAAAGAGUAAUAUAAACAGAAAUAAUGCAAAGAGUAAUAAAAACAGAAAUUAUCCAGUUAACUCUGAUAUUAAAAAAGAGGUGACAGACGAAAUUUUAAAAGCUGAUCAAAGCGAUACGUUUAUGGAUCAAGAGAAUCAUGUAACAGACUUAAAAACAUUUAGUGCGGAAUUAAAAAGACAUAGACAGACAUCAAACGCGUCAACAGAAAGUGACAUUUUUUUAAAUAUUUGGGACUUUGGUGGUCAGUUUGUGUACUACGCAACUCAUCAGGUGUUUCUCUCUACGAAGCCUGUUUACAUUCUAGUUUUUAACAUAGCAGAAGGUUUGGAUAAAACGAUAAGCGAUCCUGAUUUCCCGGGAAGGUCAUGCAAAAUGACAAUGAGAGAUUAUAUAAGGUUUUGGGUUACUUCUGUGCAUUCGUUCGUUGGCGCCGAGGAUGGGACGGAGCCAACCAUUAUCAUGGUAGGCACGCAUAAAGAUGAAAUAAAGGAAGGAAUCAAUACUGAUGAUAUAUUCGAGGAUAUUAGGAAAAUGUUUGAUGAUACUUCGGCUAUAAAUCACUUCCAUCCGGAUCAGUUUGUAGUUUCAAACACGUCUUUGACAGAUGAAAGUAUAGAUAUACUGCGAAAAACUAUACUAGAUGUUGGAAGGGGGCAGGCAAAUAAGGUUGUAGUACCUGCAAAAUGGAUACUGCUUGAAAAGGAGUUGAAAAAAAUUCGAAGCAAGAAAAUAGUCACAUUAGAGGAAGUGCUAGAAAUAGAUCGCAGAAACUAUUCUCGAGUCCAGACAGAAACCCAAGAUGCAAAGAAUGACCAAAUACGGCUCUUCCUGAGAUACCAUCAUGCUCUGGGAUCAUUUUGCUACUUUGAUGAUAGAAAUUUGUCUGAAAAUAUUGUCGUGGAUCCACAAUUUUUAAUUGAUGCUUUUAGCUGUAUCGUCACAUCAGAGCAGUUCUGCAGAGUUCGUCCCAAAUUAAGGAAAAAGUGGCGAAAACUUUGUGAAACUGCUAUACUGGAACCGGAGUUGCUGGAGGAAGUCUGGCGCAAAAAUCCGAGGGAAGAAUUCCAUAAGUUCAAGAAACUGCUAACAGAGUUUUUACAAAAGCACCGGAUAAUCUCAGAAGUGUUAAAAUAUGAUGAAGAAGGUGCAACUUCGCCACAACCACUCGGAUUUUACAUAGUACCUAGCUUUCUUAAGGUAUCUGCAAGUGACGAGACUGUUGGAGAUUUCUUGGAUGGUAAACCAACAACGAAAGUGUCUUUGGGAUACAUUUUCGAAAAUGAAGCACUUACACCCACGCUGUAUCAAAAACUUCUAGCAGCUGUUGUUGGUAGAUGGCCUCUGCUGAAGUUUACUGGACAGUAUAUUUUGUUCAGCAAUAUGGUUGCAUGUGAACUUCAGUCAGAUCAUGCAGGAUUGCUUAUUCAGGCUCAAAAUAAGCUUGAACUGCUUAUAGUUAAUCUUUGUCCCGUAAAGUUCGUCAGGCCGGAUGUCUGUGAUAUGUUUAGAAGAUUCGUAGAAAUGGUGAUAGGGCAUGAGUUUUGCAGAUUCCGGGGCCUUGAAGAAUAUGCAAGCCAAAGAGACUUUACGAAGUAUGUACGUUGUUUUCAUAAACAACACGGGUUUAAGGGGAGUGAAGACAUACUGGAAUUAACCGACAUACAGUCGCAGUCCGACAGACAUUUUCCAUGUCCUGACAGAGCGAGCCAUUCUUUAGAAAUGAACCACAUUUGUCGGCAGUGGUACCGGCACCAGGUCGCAAUUGGUGAUAUCCCUAAACGGCGGCUAACGGAAAAACAAUACAGUGCACUUUCAAUGGGCAUCGGACAGGGUUGGCAACAAAUAGGCCAUCAGUUGGGCCUCGGAGUUAUAUCUCUUCAGCACAUAGAUCUGGACAAUAAGACCACAGAUAUGAAAAUAUUUAAAAUGUUCUUGAAAUGGGACGCAAAUGAACUAGACAGAGCAACGCUUGAUGUUAUGGUGAAUGCUAUUCAGGAAUGCCGGCAAAUUACAAGUGUAAACUGGGAUGUAGUGAAAAAUAUUGUCGAUGGAUUUUGAUUGAAAGCUUUCAAAAGACUUUCGUAGCCAAAAAGAUUUGAACUGAUACUUAGGUUUUUCUACAUGUCAUCUACUUACAGUAAGUUUGAAAAGACUGAACGUUUUACACAAGGUUGAAACCAGUGCCGGAAAGUUUUAAGAGAUCAAGAGAAAUGUAAACAGAAAUAGCAGUGUUGAUAAUGUGGAAAUGGAUAUUUGGAUUUUCAGACAUUCCUAUCGUUUUACUGUUGUUUCUUCAAGAAAACAGGUCCGCAUCAGUUACAAUCGCUAUGUCUACGUACUUGUUACAUUAACUUGACAAUGUUAUAAUUAGAUCGGACAGGACUCUUCGAGAAAAGGUGACACUAGAACUAAAAAUGGAGACAAAAACAUCUUUAUCGACUUCUUUUCAUGAACCGCUUGAUAGAUCAUCACCAAACUGGGCCAGUAUCUUCCUUUUAAGGUCCUCUCUCAAACUUUUGACUGAUUUUAGGGACCUUCAGAGAUGAAAAUAGAAAAUCUUUAAGCAACAUGUUCUCAUGAACCGCUGGAUGGAUCGUCAUUCAAGCUGAAUUUAGUGGGUAAAAGAGAUAACAAUUAAACGACGCCUUCUCAGGUUCUAUGAUGGAAUUUAACCAAACUUGGUCUAUAGCAUCCUUGUAAGGUCUUCUCUCAAAUUUGUUCAGAUGGUCUCGCUUGACUGGUUUUAGGGGCCGCCAGAGCUGAAAAUGAAAAAAAAAACAAACAACAUCUCCUCACGAGCCGUUAGAUAGAUCGACACCGAACUUUGCCUGUAGCAUUCGUAUACGAUACUCUCUCAAAUUAUUCUCUGUAGCCUAGUGGUAGAGCGUCCGCUUCGAGUGCGGGAGGUCGUGGGUCCGAUCCCCGGCUGCGUCAUACCGAAGAUGUAAAAAAUGGUAGUAGUAGUUUCCUGGCUUGGCGCUCAGCAUUAAGAGGAUAGUGAUAGGACUGGCCAGCCCGGUGUCAGUAUAAUGUGACUGGGUGGGGUAUCAUGCCGCGUGUCUACGGCGUGAUAUCCCAGUGAGGCAGCACUAUAAAGUUGGGCAUUGUGCUCACUGCUACAAGUAGACACCAUCGUUUACAUGACUGAAAAAUUGUUGAAAAAGACAUUAUACCCCGAACACACAUACGCACGCACACACGCACGCACGCACACACAUACACAUACACACACACACACACAAUCAAAACGUUCCGCUUGACUGAUUUUAUGGGCUGCCGGAGCUGAAAAUAGAAGAACCUUUAAACAACUCCCGUCUUAUUAUUGCUAAGUUUGGUCUGUAGUAUCCAUGUGGGGUUCUCUAUCAGAUUUGUUCAUUUUUUGGUUUUUGUUCACUGAUAUUCAUACAAAAAUAAAAAUAGAAAACAGGUAAAAAUAGGAAAAACUUUUAACGACAUCUUCUCAUGAACUGAUUGGUUGUAACCAAACUUGGUAUGUAGUAAUCUAAGGUCCUCUUGCACACCAAUUUUGUUCAAGUGGUUUCAUUUGACUGAUUUUUGGGGCUGCAUGAGCUUAAAAUAGAAAGACCUAUUAUACUACACACAGCUGUUAGCAUUUAUGAUUCAAUGUGUCAAACAUACAUUCAAGGUCAAAUUGUCCGUAUCAGGUGAGCGAUUUAUGGCAACAUUGGCCCUUUUGUUAGAAGUAGGUAGUGAUCGUAAAGUAAAUGAACUGAUGCCUUUGAACAGUUUGAUGCAUAUGGCAUGUUUUAAUGACAAUAUGUCAUUCUUAAAGUCUCAUAAGGCUUAAAAUUUUAUAUUGAAAACAGAGGCUAAAGCUGUCCAAAUACAAAUGUAGAUGGUAUGCAAAAUUGCAUGGUUAGAAAAGCACUGCUUGAAAUACUGUUAAUGAACAUAUACAUUUACAGCUGUAAAGGGAGGUAAUCGAAAACAGUGAUAUUCAAUAAAACUUUGAAUUAUUUAAUAUUCAAACCUUUGACAAUAUUAAAGAAAACAAUUACUGAAAAUAGGAUUUCACAAGAAACGAGUAUAUAUAUAUUAUGUUCAUAAUAAAAAUGUGGUAGUCACAUUAUGAACAAAGGCAUAAUGAGCCUUUAAUCCUGUCCAUGCUAUAUCAAUGCAAUUGAAAGGUAAGCUGUCUAUGUUAAAUGCUAUGCAGGGUAACACAGUCAUGCAUCUAACAGUCCUGAAACUGUUUUCUUUAAUUUUGUAACAAUGCUAGGUAUUUUCCCAUACUUUGACGCAUAUAUUGAAAGCAGGUAUCGUUCUCUUUCCGGCUGUAGCUUUUUCAGCAUAUUUUUCCUUGUGAAAUUAUCAAAAACUAGGUCAGUAGGCUAGACCAACGGAAAAUAUUGUUAACACUCUAGAGUCCACAGUUUAAAUUUGAAACUCAUGAGCAUUGGUCAGAAUGUUUGUCUUCAUGAUUUCUGGGUCAGAUUUGAAUCUGGGUUAUGUGGGGUCAUAAACAAGGUCACCCCGUCAAAUCAAAGGAAAGGUUUUUUUACAAUCUAGAGGCCACAUUUGUAACCCAAUCUUUAUGAAACUAGGUCAGAAUGUUUCUCUUGAUGACCUCUAGGUCAAGUUUGACACAAAAUUAUGUGGGGUCAAAAACUAGGUCUUUAGGCCAUAUCAAAAGAAAAUCUUGUAAACACUCUAGAGUCCACAGUUUCAGUUUGAAACUCAUGAGAAUCGGUCAGAUUGUUUGACUUGAUGACCUCUAGGCCAAGUUUGAAUCUGGGUCAUGUGGGUUAAAAAAACUAAGUCACCCAGUCAAAUCAAAGAAAAACUUGUAAACAUUCAAGUUGCGCCCCAAUCUUUAUGGAUCUUAGUCAGAAUAUGUGUCUUGAUAAUCUCUAGAUCAAGUUUGGAAAUGGGUUAUGUGGGGUCAAAAAACUAGGUAAUUAAGCCAGAACAAAGGAAAGUCUGGUUGAUACUCAAGAGUCCACGGUUUAAAUUUGAACUCAUGAGAAUUGGUCAAAAUGUUUUUCUUGAUUACCUCUAGGUCAAGUUCGAAUCUCGAUCAUGUGGUUCAAAAAACCAGGUUACCCGGUCAAAUCAAAAGAAAAACUUGUUAACACUUUAGGGGUCUCACUUGUGACCCAAUCUUUUUGAAACUUGGUCAGAAUGUUUGUCUUGAUGAUCUCUAGGUCAGUUUUUAAA
This is a messenger RNA of Mercenaria mercenaria, 6815 nucleotides long. RefSeq lists its product as uncharacterized. Gene Ontology annotation, biological process: signal transduction. The record is from RefSeq and is a predicted model, not a curated record. Gene Ontology annotation, molecular function: protein binding. The coding region runs from base 255 to 3695 and encodes 1146 amino acids. The transcript has 4 exons. Lineage: Eukaryota; Metazoa; Mollusca; Bivalvia; Venerida; Veneridae.